This is a messenger RNA of Drosophila navojoa, 1729 nucleotides long. Its product is annotated as lipid scramblase CLPTM1L. Lineage: Eukaryota; Metazoa; Arthropoda; Insecta; Diptera; Drosophilidae. Gene Ontology annotation, cellular component: membrane; endomembrane system. The record is from RefSeq and is a predicted model, not a curated record.
AGAGUUGGCUUUGGUUCCGUGGUUCCGGAACCGUGCCGCAUCAUGGCCAUGCCUUCGAUCACGACGCUGGUGGGCGUGGUAUUCUUAGCCUACAUCCUCCACUCGAUCUACCAAAUGUCGCAGCUAUUCACGAGUCUGCAGUGCACUGGCUCGCCCUGCUACACCUCCUUCCUGGCCGAGCGACCACGCAUGCAGCUGGCCCUGUUCAGCUCACAGACCCGGAAUCCCAUCGCCAAUGAAGUGAGCGACGUGUACAAGCUGAAGCGCUUCGACUAUGCGCAGCCGUUCGACCACGACUUCCAGAUCCAUGUGCCGCCCAAGACCCGACGCAAUGGCACUCUGUUUCUGCACGUGGUGCUGGCUCUGGAGGGCGAGCCAUUGGAAUGGCGCACCCUGAAGCGCGACGGACCCACGGUGCUGCACACGCUCAAUCUCUGCGACUAUAUGGUGCCACGCGCCGAGAUCUUUAAUCUGAUCAAUCAAAACGAGAAUGCAGAGUCCACCGAGCAGCAGCAGCAGCUCGAGAAGAAGAAUAAAGCCGCCAAGUCGGAAAAGCCCAGCACGCACAUUCGCUCGAACGUCUACGUGACCCUGCUGACGGACAUGUUCGCUCUCUCCCAGGCGGACUUGCCGCCCGAGCUGGCGCCGCUGAUCCGCGUGAAUCGCAUGCAACAGAUCCUGCCCAUCCUGCAGACGGACAUGUUCAACACAAGACUGAAGCACCUGGUGCCGGUGACCAGCAACACCACCGAAUUCACAUUCAGCUUCCACUACAGGCCCGUUGGAAUCGGCAAGCUGCGACUGAUGCUGCUCAUGGAGCACGCCACCCACGCGCUCAAGUCCAUUGGCUUUGCCGAGAAAGACAUCGACGAGGUGAAGGGCAUCUUCUCCGACACGAACGUCUAUCUGCUCUGCGGCACCAUCUUCGUGUCCAGCGUGCAUAUGCUUUUCGACUUCCUGAGCUUCAAGAAUGACGUGGCCUUCUGGCGCAAGAAGGAGUCCUAUGAGGGACUGUCCACCCGUACCACCUUGUGGCGCGCCUUCUCGCAGAUCGUCAUCUUCCUCUAUCUGCUGGACGAGCAGACCUCCUAUCUGGUGCUCAUUCCCGUCGGCCUCGGCACGCUGAUCGAGCUGUGGAAAUGCAAGAAGAUCCUGCGCCUGCACUUCACCUUCACCUCGUUCAUCGCCCGCAAGCUGCAGGAGGGCGAGCAGCCAGAGCCCGGCCAGCUGGCCGAGCAGCAGACGCAGCAGUUCGAUCGGGAGGGCAUGCGCUACCUGAGCUACCUGCUCUAUCCGCUGUGUCUGGGCGGCGCUGUCUACUCGCUGCUCUAUCAGCCGCACCGCUCCUGGUACAGCUGGACCCUCAACUCGCUGGUGAACGGAGUCUAUGCCUUCGGCUUCCUGUUCAUGCUGCCCCAGCUGUUCGUCAAUUACAAGCUCAAGUCUGUGGCUGCCCUGCCCUGGCGCGCCUUCAUGUACAAAGCAUUCAACACGUUCAUCGACGACUUCUUCGCCUUCAUCAUCACCAUGCCAACGGCCCAUCGCGUCGCCUGCCUCCGCGACGACAUUGUCUUCAUCAUCUAUCUCUAUCAGCGCUGGCUCUAUCCCGUGGACAAGACUCGCGUCGACUCGGGCGUGGCCAUUGAUGCGCCAGCCCCAUCAGCUGGCCGCGAUCCCCAUCCCAAGCGGGACUAGACAAAGAUAGCAAUAAAGCGGACAGAGCUAGAGC